AUUUUCCAAUUAAUAUCACUUGUUGAAACGAAGACGAUAAUCAGACAGUCAUGGCUUUCGCGAGCUUUGUUAAGAAACAAAUUGUUGUUUUUGUAUUAUUAUGGAUGGGAGCUGAAAGUGCAAGGCCUCGUCCACGCAUAGUUGGUGGAAACUUUGCCCACGAAGGACAAUUUCCUCACCAGGUAUCUAUACUCGUGGAUGGCGAACAUAAUUGUGGAGGUUCCAUAAUGUCGGAACGUUAUGUAAUAACAGCAGCCCAUUGUGUGACCUAUGGAAAUCCACCUCAACGCAUCCCCUUGGAUGUGAUGAAGGUUAGAGCUGGCAGUGUGUUGUACAAUUCCGGAGGCCAACUUGUUGGAGUAGAGGAGGUGAAAAUUCAUCCUUCUUAUAAUCGAUUCGAAAACGACAUUGCCUUGAUCAAAUUAUCCGAAGCCUUGCAAAUGAAUGAUGAUGUGGCCAGCAUUCCUUUGGCCACUCAGAAUCCCCCCUCUGGCGUUUACGUUUCCACCUCUGGUUGGGGUCGCAUUAGCUACGAUGGACCCCUAUCAACUAGUCUGAAAUUCAACACCCUGGUUUCGCUUGACCGUCGUGAUUGUAGUCUCUGGUCCAGUAGCAAUGUACCCGAGAAGGUGAUUUGCGUCGUUGGUUCUGCCGACAAUGGAGUUUGUCGCGGUGAUUCGGGUGGUCCUGCAGUCUACCAAAAUGAGUUAGUGGGUGUUACCAACUACAUUCAGGGUGGAUGCGGCUACAACCCUGAUGGUUUUGCCAGUGUAGCCGAACAUCUUGAGUGGCUGAGAGAAAAUUCACGAGAAUAAAAUUGUAAAAAAAGAUUUAUAGGUUUUAUGCUAUAAAAUAAACACAAUAAACUAAUAUUUAAUACUAAA
Stomoxys calcitrans (stable fly) is the source of this 884-nucleotide messenger RNA. Its product is annotated as serine protease SP24D. Gene Ontology annotation, molecular function: serine-type endopeptidase activity. The transcript has 2 exons. Gene Ontology annotation, biological process: proteolysis. Bases 51 to 815 code for a protein of 254 amino acids. NCBI's taxonomy places the organism in Eukaryota, Metazoa, Arthropoda, Insecta, Diptera, Muscidae. The record is from RefSeq and is a predicted model, not a curated record.